Messenger RNA from Megalops cyprinoides (Indo-Pacific tarpon), 1323 nucleotides. It is a transcript of the gene ubxn10, whose product is annotated as UBX domain protein 10. Gene Ontology annotation, molecular function: protein binding. Lineage: Eukaryota; Metazoa; Chordata; Actinopteri; Elopiformes; Megalopidae. The coding region runs from base 193 to 990 and encodes 265 amino acids. The transcript has 2 exons. The record is from RefSeq and is a predicted model, not a curated record.
AAUGCACCCCACUAAUCGUCAAGCUGCAAAACAAAUGAAUUGAUUAGCAUAAAUGUGGAACCCCAGCGCUAUUCAGCUGGCAUGCAAGAUUUAAAAGGAUGAGAUGGCAGCCAUUUCGAUUUCUGAAAGGCCUUCUCAGAGUUCAACUGUAAGGAACCUCGGCCGCCUUCGUGGAGAAGCACUUUGUCAGGAAUGCAUGUGACAAGACCAAAGUCCUCCAAGGGGCGCUGCAGGCCCACCCUGAGCCAUGCCAAAAGCGCCGACGUCAGCGGCUACCGCAACCCCCCUGUCACCCCGCGGCCGCCCUCGGUGGGGCCUGACAGGCCGGACCGCUCCGCCCGAUCCCACCCUUUGCUGAGGCAGAGCAGCGUGAUGAGCACUGAUGAGGUGGCGGAGCUCCUGCAGAACGUCCCGCCCCCGCCGGCGCUGUCCCUCAACAGGUACAGGGUGCUCCCCUCCAUCGAGAGGAAGCCGUUGGAAGACGAGGCCUUCCGCCGCAUGGAGGAGAAGACCUCCAGGCUGAGCCUCUCCGACAACCUUAUUGUGCAGGCCCGGCGUGGCCACCGGGAGCAGCACCUCACCUUCUUCCGCACCCGGGCUGCCUCACAGAGCAGCACAGAGAUAGCCAGCUCGUCAGUGGUGCCAAACAGGAAGACCCCUCACCCACCUGGCCCCGGGGGUGAGCCUGCGGAGGCUGGCAUCCUCACAGCGGCCCCCUCCGGCGACCAGCUUAGCCUCCUGCUAGCCAUCCGGUCUCCGUGCGGGAAGAGGUUCCAGCAUCAUUUCCUGCCCACUGACACGCUGCAGGCAGUGCUGGCUGCUGCGGAGGUGAGACAUGGUGCAAAGUACGGGCGGGGCGUCAUCGAGACCAUGGAGGUCCCUCGCAGGAGCUUCACGGACCUGAGCAUGACUUUGGCCCAGUGUGGUAUCCAGAACAGGUCGGUCCUGUGCAUCUCCAAAGAGGAGGAUGGCUCCACAGACUCUGCGUAAACAUGGCCCUACAGACUAGUGUGCAAAUACACCAGGGGCUCAGAUGCUCUCAAAAUUUUCUCAAUGGAAAAUGCAAGGGAUACUAAUUUGAGCACCUUACGUUCUGUUUUGUCAUGGGGGGUGAAAAAAGGGCCUUUUUUUUAUAAUUUCAACAUCGCUGUCUGAGUUGGAUGUAUAGAUGAGUUGUCACCCAAUCAGUGUAUAAAAAUCUUUUCUACAUUUUGCUAAACCAACAAUAUGCCUGCAAUAUGCUUCACCAUGAAUAAUUUGUAAGAUGACAAAAUGAGUCAGUGUUUAAUUUUACAAAACAUAACCAGGGGACCUUUGGUUGAA